Molecule: messenger RNA, 783 nt
Organism: Prorocentrum cordatum
Lineage: Eukaryota; Dinophyceae; Prorocentrales; Prorocentraceae
Source: the annotation of a GenBank genome assembly
GAGAUCGUGCACGUGCCGACGGUCGUGCAGCAGGAGCGCCUGCACCACGAGCACGUGGACCAGAUCGUCGACGUGCCGAUCGAGCAGCAGAUCGAGGAGAUCGUGCACGUGCCCGUGAUCCAGACCCAGGAGAAGAUCGUCCAGAACCCGGUGGAGCUCACCGUGGAGGUGCCGCACCCCCAGGUCAUCGAGAAGACGAUCGAGAUCCCCAAGAUCCAGAUCGAGGAGAAGAUCAUCAACGUCCCGAAGGUGCAGCAGACCAUCCUGGACACCACCACGCAGCGCCAGCUGCAGACCAUCGAGGUGGUGAAGCCGAAGAUCAUCCAGACCAUCGUGCAGAGGAAGAAGCCCAUCAUCCAGGAGCACGUCAAGCAGGUGCCCAAGAUCAUGCGCGAGCUGGUGCCCGUGCAGAAGAUCGUCCAGAGGGAGGUCGACGUGCCGCAGGUCCAGUUCGUCGACGAAGUUGUGGACGUCCCCGUUGUGAAGAACCGGCAUGUGCCGACAAUCAUCAAGCAGGAGAAGACCGUGGAGGUGCCCCAGAUCGAAUACGUCGACCACCACGUGCACGUCCCAGUGCAGAAGCACCGCCACGUGCCCAUGGUCAGCGUCGUGCAGAAGUACGUGGAUGUGCCGCAGGUGGAGAUCAUCGAGGAGGUCGUCGAGGUGCCGGUCCAGAGGCAGGUGCAGGUGCCCAUGAUCACCAAGGUCCAGAAGACGGUGGAGGUUCCCCAGAUCGAGUACGUGGACGCCCACAUCCACGUGCCAGUGCAGAAGCAGCGCCAG